Molecule: messenger RNA, 1266 nt
Organism: Talaromyces marneffei
Lineage: Eukaryota; Fungi; Ascomycota; Eurotiomycetes; Eurotiales; Trichocomaceae
Exons: 5
Coding region: 1-1266 (421 amino acids)
Biological process (GO): glycolipid biosynthetic process
Cellular component (GO): lipid droplet; mitochondrion; plasma membrane
Source: RefSeq, a predicted model, not a curated record
AUGUCCUUCAAAAAGCAUGGCCGUCAGUACGAUCUCAUCGUGCUUGGAGCGACAGGAUAUUCGGGCCGGUUGACAGCAGAACAAAUUACGAUCAACCUUCCAUCAAAUCUGAAAUGGGCAGUAGCUGGUCGUUCAGAAGACAAGCUCAACCACCUCGUCUCUCGAUGCAUGGAUCUUAAUCCACAUCGUAUCCAGCCAGCAAUCGAAAUAUGCAACCUUAAUAAUGAAGAAGUCUCCGAACUAGCGAAAAAGACAUUUUGUCUAAUCACCACGGUCGGUCCCUACGCGCUUCAUGGAGAAUACGCAUUCAGAGCCUGCGCUGAAACAGGUACACAUUACAUUGAUUGCACACCCGAAGUUCCAUGGACGUUGGAAAUGAUCAAGAAAUACGAAGCUACUGCCAAGGCGUCGGGUGCUUGGAUGAUACCUCAGUGUGCCAUGGAAUCUGCGCCGUCCGACAUUCUCACCUGGGCGGUCGCUGAGGAAGUUCGGUCAGAGUUUUCGUCUCGGGUGGGAGAUAUUGUGAUGGAUCAGCAUCAGUUGACUUCUAUUCCAUCCGGUGGAACAUUAGCUACCAUCCUGAACCUCUUCGGCCAGUACCCUCUCAAGACCCUUCUGCAGUCGAUUGAACCAUAUGCCCUAUCUCCCGUACCAAAUGGCCAUCCACUCCCCAAACGAUCCCGUUGGUCCUCACUCACCGGUGUCCACAAGAUAGCAGGUCUCCCUCUAUUGUCAACCAGUAUAUCCGGCAAAGCAAACGCAGCCAUCGUCUCUCGCACAUGGGGCCUAUUCAAGCAAGAACCCAACUUAAAAAAGGAGUUUUAUGGGCCCGAGUUCACUUAUCAGGAAUACAUGUAUGCACCUGGCUUCGUACGGGGCAUGUUGAUGCACUAUUUUCUUGUGACGGGUGGAUAUCUUUUGUUGUUGGCACCUGUUCGGGCGUCAAUUAGACGGUUUGUCACAAAGCCGGGCGAUGGACCAGAUACAAAAAAGGCUAAGGAGGAAGUAAUUGAAUUGCGAGCUGUCGCUAAGCCAGCUUCUAAAGCCGGGGAAAACAGGCAGGUCCUUGGGAAGCUUACAUAUCACGGGAGUAUGUACUUUUUGACAGCUACAUUCCUUGCGGAAGCAGCGGCAACGAUGUUGGAGGAAGACGAUUCUUCAAGAUUGACAGGGGGAAUUUAUACGCCAGCAUGUCUUGGGCAGGGGUAUAUUGAUCGGCUGAGGGGAGUUGGUGUUCAAAUCAGCACCGAGAUACAGAAUCUAUAG